AUGCCAUUCAUGAAAGAAGUGCUCGGUUUUUUUUGCUUACGAAGAUAUUUAAAUGGUAGUGUUGCAGCAAGACCACAAAGAUAAUCACUUUUAGAGGAAGAUGAAGACGAAGAUCAAGACAGUGUAGAUAGAGGAGAUUCGAAUAAAUAAGAGGGCCUUGGACUGAGGGCAAAGAAGUCUUAUGUUGAAAAGUUGAAAUCAAAGCUGAGAUUAUCAGGAUAUUCAAGGAAAAAUGCUAAAAGUUUUGAGGAUCCAUUUAUUAAAUACGGUUAUGGAGUGGUAGCAUUCUUCAAACUUUUGAGAUUAUUGAUCUUGCUAUUUUCUUGUUUGACUAUGUUAGCUAUGCCUAGUAUUCUGAUAUACUAAAAUCACGAUAAUAUGUCAUCUUAUUACGGAAUAGCUAGAACAACAAUGGGAAAUUUAGGCUCCUCAUAUUCCAAAUGUUUUUAAGCCCCUGUAGAAUUAAAUAGUCUACACUUAACUUGUGGUGAUUAUAGAAUUGGAGAGGUAUCAUCAUUAGGAAUAAUCCCAUUUCAUUCUGAUAAUAAUGAAAGGACUUGCGUAAAUAGAGAUAAUGAACCUUGCAAAAAUAUAUUUUCAUCAGGCUUUUUUGCAAAAUAAGAAGAAGUACUUGCAUAUAAAAGGAAGAUUGGUUUGCUCGGAGUAUGCCUAGGGAUAUUUAUGUGCAUGAUUUAUGUUUUUGUGAUUUACUUCCAAUAUCAAUCUAAUGAACUUGAUUCAAUUCUAUGGGAUAUCUAAACAGUAACUAUUAAUGACUACUCUGUAGAGCUUAAACUGAACCAAAAAAUUUUGAAAGCUUAUGAAGAUUAAUGCAGCUAAAAUGAAAUACCAGAUGGAAAUAAGGGGGCUAACUUAAGCAGUUUUUUAAAAGAUUACAUCGAAGUUCAAACUCAAUAGUAUGCUAUUGAAUUAGAUAGAGAUGACCUUAUUGAACUUGAUAAACUAAGAGUUGCAAUGAUUGAAUUCGACUUUAGAAGGGGAAAUUUGCUUAAACUCCUCAUUUAGAGAGGAUAAUACAUCAAACAAUUGAAUUUCACAAAGAGAAGAGAUAUAGAAGCUAAAAUUAAUAGAUUCAUCCUAUUGAACUAGAAUAAUCUGGAAAAACCUUUGUGUGCUUUUGUUACAUUCGAGCAUACAGAAGGCCAUAAUUUUUUCAUUCAAAUGAUCAAAGAUAACACUCCCAGAGAUUAUGUUGAAUAUCGUGGUAUUGAAGCUGAAACAGCACCAUUGCCAACAAAUAUAGUUUGGUAGUAGAGAAACAAAAGUGUAACUGAAAUCAGGCUAAAAAGAUUCUUAUCUGUAAUACUCAUAUUUAGUGUCCUCUGCACUACGAUGUUCUUUGUUUUUCUUAUCAGAUAAUAUGGAUCUUAGGGGGUUUCUCCUUUCUCAAAUUAGAAUUGUAAAUGGGUUUGGAGACAAUAUGGAGAUAAAUUGUAAAGUUAUGCCUAAUUUGCUUUUAAUGAAUCUGAAAAAUAUUUUGAGAGCUAUCUUGAGUAGCAAGUUGAUUAGGAAGAUUUGAAUUUAGUUGGUUGUUAUUGUAUUAAGCAUGAUUAAAAUAGUAUCUUGUACAAUGGAUUUAGAAGGAGAUAUCAGCUAGAAAAUAAGGACAUUAAUCAAAAUAUAACAUUAACUGCCGACGAUAAGAGGAUGUGUACAAAAUUUGAGAUGAACUAUUUAUCAGCCUAAAUUGUAAACUAACUCGCAAGUUAAACUAUUAUCUUGCUGAACUUUGUUCUCAGAUACAUAAUUAUUUUCAUAGUAAAAUAUGUUGGAUACUCUACUGAAAGCCUACAGACAUCAAGAAUUAUGAUCUUUAUUUUCAUAGUUUAAUUCAUCAACACAGAUCUCAUUAUUCUGCUAAUGAAUUCAGAUAUCACUUAAGCUAAGUCAAUUUUCCUGAUUGAUUUUAACGGGCAGCAUCCAGACUUCACAAUAAUGUGGUAUAGAGAUAUAGGACUUACGUUGAUAAAUGCAAUGCUUUUUAAUGUCUAUUGGCCAGUUUUGGAAUUUAUUGUUUUCUAUGGAAUAAGACUAUUUUUUAGAUAAUUAGACAGAGGCUGGUCAACAUAGUCAUGGAGAACAAAAUGCUUUACUAUAUCUUAGUAUAUUGAUAUUCAUGGAGGUCCUGAAUAUACAAUCCAUUACAAAUAUUCUGCUAUUUUAAACAUUACUUAUAUUACUUUUAUGUUCGGAGCAGGAAUGCCUGUUCUCUUUCCGAUAGCGUUAGCUUCAUUCUUGACACUUUAUUUUAUGGAAAGAUUAAUGGUUGCAUAUUCUUAUAGAUAACCUCCCAUGUUUGAUGCUACUUUAAACAGAUAAGUCUUGAGAAUUCUUCUCUAUGCUCCAUUACUCUACUGUACUGUUGGAUAUUGGAUGUUUAAUAACAUUUAAAUUUUUUCUACAGAAGUCUAGCUCAUGAAAACUCUUAAUGACAUAUUCUAAGCAAAUCAUACUAUAAGAAAUUCCCUAAAAUUUAACUUUGCUACUCCAUUGCUAAUAAUUCUAGGAUUAUUCUUAUUUGUAAUGAUAACCCAAAGAUGGACAAUGAAGAUAGUCGAAAGAAUGCUAGAUCUUGACCCUGCUAUACUAUUGUAUAAACCUGAGGAACAGGUUUCUUUCAUUGAGGGAUUGAAUAAAGAGCAAAGACAUUGGCUUAUUAAAGAAGAGGAAAAAUCAAGAGAAAAAUUUGGAAUUAAGAAGUUAUCAGAUGAAUUUAUUGAUAAAUUGCAUAACUCUAAGUAUAGUAAGGAAACCGAACUACUAGGAGUUAUGUCAUAUCAAGUUUUAGAUAACCCUGCUUAUUAAAACCUGCUCUAAUAUGUUCCUGAAAUAUUGGAUGAUCGCGAUAAGUAUAUAAUUGAUGAUCAAGUUAUUAAUGCCUUGGGUUAAUCAGACUAUCUUAAAAAGAUAUUGAACUCUUAUUAUCAAUCUAGCCCAGUUAAUCCGUCUCUUGGAAAUUUAGUAGCUCCAUGA
Messenger RNA from Stylonychia lemnae, 2994 nucleotides. The record is from the annotation of a GenBank genome assembly. NCBI's taxonomy places the organism in Eukaryota, Ciliophora, Spirotrichea, Sporadotrichida, Oxytrichidae.